Molecule: messenger RNA, 843 nt
Organism: Knipowitschia caucasica
Lineage: Eukaryota; Metazoa; Chordata; Actinopteri; Gobiiformes; Gobiidae
Source: the annotation of a GenBank genome assembly
AUGGAGACUGGAAGUGCACAGCCGUAUUUCUUCGGAGAUAUUGGCUGCUGGUCUGAGCGCACAGAGGUCCACAAAGCUGCCUAUGAAGGCGCCGCGUCUGCCCUGCGUCAGCUUAUUGAAGGUGGUGCCUCGGUGAAUGUGGUGGCGGUGGACUCCAUCACCCCGCUGCACGAGGCCUGUCUGAGGGGACAGGUGCAGUGUGUGGAGCUGCUGCUGGAGGCCGGAGCUCAGGUGGAGGCCCGGAACGUGGACGGCAGCACCCCGCUCUGUGAGGCCUGUAGCAGCGGGAGUCUGGAGUGUGUGCGUCUACUGCUGAAACAUGGAGCUAAAGCGAAUCCAGCGCUGACGUCUCGCACGGCCUCCCCACUGCACGAGGCCUGUAUGGGAGGGAACUGGGAGUGUGUGGAGCUGCUGGUUUCCAUGGGAGCAGCUCUGGAGGCCUACGACAUGUACCACGGCACUCCGCUGCAUGUGGCCUGUGUGAAGGACCACGCCCACUGUGUGAGAGUGCUGCUGCAGGCAGGAGCCAAAGUGAACGCGGCCCGAAUGCACCAGACACCGCUGCACCACGCGGCAAAGAACCACAGUGAGGAGGUGAUCCGCCUCCUGCUGGAGCACGGAGCCAACGUCUACGCCAGAGACCAGCACGACCGCAGCCCCACGGACUACACCCGGCCUGGGACGCCCUCCUCACGGCGCCUGCACCACCACCAGAGCACUCCCCUCAGCCUGCAGCAGCUCAGCCGUCUGUGUGUGAGGAACCAGCUGGGACCUAGAGCUCCGAGGGCCAUCACACAACUGCACCUGCCCAAGAUCCUCAUCCACUACCUCUGCUUCCACUGA